AUGCCAGACGUUGCCAAAUUUCCUGGUCUAUCCUGGAAAUGUGAGAGUUGUUCAAAGAAAACAGGUGAAUUAGGCGGAGAAGAAACUUUUGCUGCUAAUUUGAUUGAGAAAUUGAACUUCAUAAUGUCUGAUAUCAAAGAUAUUAAAACCAAACAAAACGAUAUAGUUGCCUCUAUGGAGUAUUAUGGAGCAAAAAUUGAUGAUUUUUCUCAUAAAAUGGAAGAGUUCGAUUCGAUAGUCAAAUCUAUUCCAAAGAUAGAGAAUAAAGUCGUGCUGAACACUUCUGAAAUUGAUAUACUGAAAUCAAAUAUCAACAGCUUAGAACAACAGAUGAGAAGUAAUAAUAUAAUUAUAAACGGAAUUCCUGAAUCCAAAAAUGAGAAUGUUAUUGAGAUAGUUGAGAAAGUGAUUGUUACCCUAGGAGUUAAUGAGGCUCGCACAAUCGAGAGUUGUUACAGGGUACCUCAGAAAGACCAAUCUCGCCAAACUCCAAAGGGGAUACUGGUAAAAUUUGCUCUCAAAUCACAGAAAACGAAUGUUAUCACUGCAAUCAGGAGAAUGAAAGGAAUUACUACAGGAGACAUCGGAUUUGAAGGUAAUAAUAACAAGAUCUUCAUCAACGAUCACUUGACACCACGUAACCAAUUGCUGUAUAAAAAUACCAGGGAGAUUUGCAAACAAAAAAAUGUUUCGUGUUGGACUCGCGAUUGUAAGAUAUACUUACGGGAUCCGAAAAAUGCGAAGCAAAUUCAUAUUGAUAGCGAAGAUGCUCUUCAUGAAAUAAUCAAGGCCUUUGGAAAAAACUAG
Messenger RNA from Phaedon cochleariae (mustard beetle), 807 nucleotides. The record is from the annotation of a GenBank genome assembly. Lineage: Eukaryota; Metazoa; Arthropoda; Insecta; Coleoptera; Chrysomelidae.